AUGAUAUUUCGAUGGAUUUAUUUAUUUUUACUUAUAUUGUGGUUACAAUCCGGAAUUGUAGCUCGAAAAUAUUCGAAAUACCAUGAGCGAGCUGAUAAUUUCGAACAUGAAAUACUUGAUAUGCUCAACAAGCGAUACUCUACAAAUUUCCAUUCAAUUUCUGAUAUACUAGAACUCGACGAACGUGAAGAAGUUGAUCCUAACGACCAUGCCGAUGUUGAACUUUGGAAUAAAUUAAAUGAUGAAGAUAUAGCGAAUAUGCCAAAGACCGAUGAUUAUUCCAGCGAAAAGGAUGCGUUACGUUGGCUUGAAUGGUAUUCGAAAAUAUCACUACGAAACUAUCAAGUCAGUGCGUUUCUUGGAUGGAAUCAUCGAACUAAUUUAACAAAAGAAAACCAAGCAGCCGUAUCUGCACAGAGUGUUCGAACAGCGCCUUUCAAUCGCAUGGCUUUGCCCAUUGCGAAAAAAUUUAAUGAAUACAUGAAAAACUCGAACAAUGAAGACUUGAAACGUAUUUACGGUCGUUUAGCUCAAGGUACAAUUAGCCACAACGAUGAAGAUGUCAAGACACGUUCUAAACUACACUCGAAACUGGAAAAAAUCUAUUCCACAGCUGAAGUUUGUGAAUUAAAUGAUACGAAGAAGUGUUAUACACUUUCACCAACAUUGGAACAGCUGAUGCAAGUCGAAAAAGAUUAUGAUCGUUUACUAUGGGCAUGGAAAGGUUGGCACAAUCAAUGUGGCAAUAAGAUUCGUCCAGUUUAUCUACCUUUCAUUCACCUAUUGAAUAAAAGUUCGAAAGAGAACGGAUAUAAAGACUUAGCGCAAGAAUGGAUUCAGGAUUACGAAAUGGGUGAUGACAUCGAAUUUGAACGCAUGUUUGACGACAAUUUGAGAGCGAUAAUGCCACUCUACGAACAACUACAUGCGUAUGUGCGCGGCCGUUUGUGUCAACUCUAUCCCAACCGUUUCGAUUGCGAUGGUCCCAUUCCCGCUCAUCUACUCGGUAACAUGUGGGCACAACAAUGGCAGGAUCGCCUUGAUGAUUUUAUGCCAUAUCCUGAUGCUCCGCUUGUUGAUAUUACAGAAAUGUUACACAAGAAAAAGUACACAAUUCAUCGAAUGUACACAACUGCUGAAGAAUUUUUCACUUCGAUCAAUCUUUAUCCAAUGACGCCAAAAUUCUGGGCGCGUAGUUUGUUUUCCAAACCAAAAGAUCGCGAAGUUGUAUGCCAUCCUUCAGCAUCCGAUUUCAAAUAUCACGAUGAUUAUCGAGUUAAAAUCUGUACAGUUAUAAAUGAUGAUUAUUUUUAUACUGCUCAUCAUGAAAUGGGCCAUGUAGAAUACUAUAUGUCCUAUGCGAAAAUGCCGUUUGUUUACCAAGAUGGCGCGAACUCCGGUUUUCACGAAGCCAUUGGAGAUACAAUCGGCAUGUAUGCAAUCUCAAUUCCACAUUUAAUCAAAUUAGGUUUUGUCGAUGAGAAGACCGUUACUUUGCAUUACGAAAUGAAUUCUUUGAUGCGUAUGGCUUUACAAAAGGUAGCCUUCUUGCCUUUUGGUUACGUUAUGGAUAAAUAUCGUUUUCAACUAUUUCGUGGCCAAAUCAAAGAAGAGACAGAAUUAAAUGCAAGAUGGUGGGAGUUACGUAAAAAGUACAGCGGACUUAUGCCACCUGUGCCUCGAAGCGAUCCCGAAAACUUUGAUCCCGGUGCGAAAUAUCAUAUACCAUCAAACACUCCAUAUGCAAGAUAUUUUAUUGCUCAUAUCUUACAGUUUCAAUUCUAUCGUGCAAUGUGUCGAUUACAAGGUCAAACGGAACGCCUCCAUAUGUGUGACAUCUAUGGAAACAAGGAUGUCGGAACCAGAUUUCGGCAAAUGUUGGCAAUGGGAAGUUCCAAACCAUGGUCAGAAGUCUUAGAAAGUUUAACGGGAGAAACUAAAUUAGAGCCACAGGCAAUGAUGGACUAUUUUGAGCCAUUGUAUAAAUGGUUGAAAAUGGAAAAUCUUGCUCGAGGUUAUCCUGUUGGUUGGAUGUGA
This is a messenger RNA of Adineta ricciae, 2037 nucleotides long. The record is from the annotation of a GenBank genome assembly. NCBI's taxonomy places the organism in Eukaryota, Metazoa, Rotifera, Eurotatoria, Adinetida, Adinetidae.